GGGAGGGCAGAAAGAAACAGGGAUCAUCCCCGCGUCUCCAUUGACUUGUGCCCGCGUCUCCGUCGACUUUGCCUGCUUCCCAUAAACGAUGGUCAUGCCCGCUCCCUCUCUCCAACCCUCUUCCAUGGCCACUGCGUCGUCAUCUUCUUCUUCCCCAUCUUGUGCCGCCGUCCCUCGAUGGGACUACGACGUCUUCCUCAGCUUCCGAGGGGAGGACACUCGCGCCGGCUUCGUCAGCCACCUCCACACCGCCCUCCGCCGCAUCGGAGUCUGCGUGUUCAUUGACGACGAGCUCCGGCGGGGGGAGAGGAUCUCCUUUUCCCUCGAGCGGGCCAUCGAGAGCUCCAGGAUCGCGAUCGUCGUCUUCUCCCCCAACUUCGCCGCCUCCACCUGGUGCUUGCAGGAGCUGACCAAGAUUCUCGAGAUCAAGGACUCGAGAGGGCAACUAGUCCGGCCGGUGUUCUUCCGUGUUGACCCGAGCGAUGUGCGGAAGCAGACCGGCGUCUUCGCGGAGAUCAUGGCGAGGCAUGAGGAUGCUUUUCGUGGUUUUGAUGGUGAUGGUUUGGAGAGAGUGAGGAAGUGGAGAGGCGCGCUCCGCGAAGCGGCUAAUUUGUCCGGAUGGCAUUUAGGCAACGGUCUUGAAUCUGAACUCAUCCAGAAAAUUGUUGAAGAAGUGUCAAGCAAGCUGCACCGCCCGUACUUGGAUGUCGCGAAGCAUCCAGUUGCUCUUGACAAACAUAUACAGGCUGUAAGAAUGUUAUUGCAUAUAGAGGAUGAUGGCAUUCGCAUUGUGGGUAUCUGUGGGAUUGGAGGAAUAGGCAAGACAACUAUUGCUAAAGCUAUAUACAAUAUGAUUGCUGAUCAAUUCGAAGGUAGUAGCUUUCUGGCAAAUGUCAGAGAAAUUUCUUGGCAGUAUGGCCUUGAUAAACUGCAAGAAGCUCUUCUUUGUGACAUUUUGGGGGAUAAUACCAUAAAGAUUGGCUACAUUCAGACAGGUGUAGAUUUGAUCAGGCAAAAGCUUUGCAAUAAAAGGAUUCUGUUAGUUCUUGAUGAUGUCAAUAGCACGGACCAACUAAGGGGCUUAUUGGGUGAAAGAGGUUGGUUUGGUCAGGGGAGUAGAAUAAUAUUAACAACAAGAGAUGAAGAAGUACUGGUCGCUCACAGUGCAGAAAUCUAUAAGGUCGGUGAACUAAAUUAUGAUGAUGCUCUUCAACUUUUCAGUUGGAAUGCCUUUCAGGAACCAUCACCUGCAAGAGAUUACCAGCUUAUCUCCUUCGGUUUUACUCACUAUGCCAAAGGUCUCCCUUUGGCUCUUAUUGUAUUGGGAUCUUUCUUGAGUGGUAAGAGUAUUCAGGAAUGGAACUGUACAUUAGAAAGAUUGAGAACCAUUCCUAACGGCCAGAUUGAUGAGAUUCUGAAAAUUAGUUUUGAUGGAUUGGAAACUCAUGAACAAUCUAUCUUUCUUGACAUUGCUUGUUUCUUCAAAGGGGAAGAUAAAGAUUAUGUAACAAAGCUGCUUGACCGUUGUAACUUCUAUCCAGACAGGGGGCUUCAAAUUCUCUCUCAAAAAUCACUUAUAUAUGUGAACUCGAACAAGAUAUGGAUGCAUGACUUGCUUCAAGAAAUGGGUCGAGAAAUCGUGCGGCAAGAAUCUCCUGAAAAUCCCGGCAGGCGCAGUAGACUCUGGCAUCAUGAGGAUAUUAUGAGAGUGUUACGAGAAAAUUUGGGAACGAACUCGGUUGAAGGCAUUAAAUUGGACAUGCUUGAGCCUGAAGAGGUGUUUAUGGGUGCAAAAGCCAUCAAGCAGAUGAAAAGGCUUAGAGUGAUUAUGGUUCGCAACAUACAUAUAUCUGGAUGCCCCGAGUAUCUUUCAAAUGACAUAAGGUGGCUUGAUGUGCAUGGAAACAACUUGCCAGCAACUGUAGAAAGUUAUGGUCCUGCGCAACCUAGUAUUCAUCAUUCCAGUCCCACCAAACCGUCUAAGAAUAAGAAACAUCAUGGUCUGAUCAAAACAAUUUUACUUAGAUUUGGAUGCAAAGUUGUAGCAACAACAAACUGUCAAAUUAAUUGCAGAGAUGCGCUGUCAAACUUUAGAUGUAUUGUCGCUACCCCACAUAAGCUUGCCCAGUUUUUACGCUUCAAGAGACGCAGGGAUUAUAGUCAUAACAAUGGCGAAGCAGAUAUUUACAGUGAUAUGCUGUCGGAGGAAUAUUCGGUAUUCAAAAAAUUUACAAAGGCAGAGCUGGUUCAUGCAACUAAUGAUUUCUCCGAUGACAAUAAGAUUGGAGUAGGCAGCGCUGGUUCAGUGUAUUGCGGGAGACUGUAUGAUGGACAGGUAGUGGCCAUCAAGUGGACAAACUUACCCAAAGAAGGCUUUAAAGACUGCAUGUUCAUCAACGAGAUCAAAACUCUCCGUCAUGUGGAUCAUGAGAAUCUUAUUCACUUUUUGGGAUUUCAUGCAAGCCGUAGUGAGUGCGCCCUAGUCUAUGAGUACAUGAAUCAUGGCUCGCUGUACUACCACCUUCACAUGAUUGGAAGCUCAACUUUGAUGUCCUGGAAGGCACGGCUCAGGGUGGCACUGGAUGUCGCUAGGGGAAUCGAGUACUUGCAUGAAUUUGCAGGUCCUCGAAUAGUACACCGAGAUGUGAAGUCAUCAAACAUAUUGCUAGAUAAAAACUGGACUGCCAGAGUUUCGGAUUUUGGACAAUCCAGACUUCUUCCUAAGGAUGGUUCUGAUUUGGAGGAAGAAUCAUACUUGAAUGCUGCUGUUGGCACCUUUAAUUCUCAGGGUCCAGAAUGCAAUGACACCAGAAAUUUUACGGGCACCAGGGGUUAUGUGGAUCCAGAAUACUACGUCACCAAUAGACUAACGACUAAGCUCGAUGUGUAUAGCUAUGGCAUUGUGUUGCUUGAAUUGUUAUCCGGACGCAAAGCAUUACAUAGGGCUGAAGAUGGCUCAAUGGGUCAUAUCACGGACACUGUAGUUCCAUGCAUUGCUCAGGGCGAAUUUGAUUUGGCUCUGGACCCAAACAUGCCAAUUCCGGCCUCGUUCGAGAUGGGGGCAGUAACAGAUGUGGCGUACCUCGCUGUGGAUUGUGCUCAACAACGUGCUGAAGACCGACCCUCAAUGACUUGUGUAGUGGACCGCCUGAGGAGUGCUUUAGCGCAAUGCUCAUCCACAUGACAGCAAAACAUCACCAGCUUGUCUUUACUAUAAUUUCAAGUUCCCCAUUUUUGCUAUUUAAGAAAGAAUGUGAAAUGUAAAGUACAACUAAGCGAUCUUUUACUAUAAAAGAACUAUUAAUUUAUUCCAGCAAUAUAUACUUUUCAACUUUGAAGUAUAA
Messenger RNA from Syzygium oleosum, 3344 nucleotides. Its product is annotated as disease resistance protein RUN1-like. Bases 89 to 3184 code for a protein of 1031 amino acids. Gene Ontology annotation, molecular function: ATP hydrolysis activity; protein serine/threonine kinase activity; ATP binding. The record is from RefSeq and is a predicted model, not a curated record. NCBI's taxonomy places the organism in Eukaryota, Viridiplantae, Streptophyta, Magnoliopsida, Myrtales, Myrtaceae. Gene Ontology annotation, biological process: defense response; signal transduction; protein phosphorylation. The transcript is spliced from 4 exons.